Molecule: messenger RNA, 1078 nt
Organism: Linum tenue
Lineage: Eukaryota; Viridiplantae; Streptophyta; Magnoliopsida; Malpighiales; Linaceae
Source: the annotation of a GenBank genome assembly
AAACACACAAAGAGAAAAGACUAAAGAGUUACUUACUUACACGUACACGAGUCCCUCCCUCCAACCCAAAACAGUACCCUUUUUCCCAGGACGCAACAAACAUACAAAAAACAAACUAGCUAGCUAGUUCGGAACCAGAAGCAACAAACCAAUCAUCAUCACCGCAAUGAUGAAGUGGAGCCAGAGCGAUCUGGACGUGAUCCUGGUUCCGAUGGCCUUGAUGGUGAUCGCCGGCUACCACGCCUGGCUCUGGCACAAAGUCCGCACCCAGCCCCUCUCCACCACCCUCGGCACCAACGCCGCCGGCCGCCGAUACUGGGUCGCCGCCAUGAUGAAGGACAACGAGAAGAAGAACAUCCUUGCGGUUCAAACACUGAGGAACCUGAUCAUGGGCUCCACGCUGAUGGCCACGACGUCGAUCCUCCUCUCGGCCGGGCUGGCCGCCAUCAUCAGCAGCACCUACAGCGUCAAGCGGCCCCUAAACGACACCGUUUUCGGGGCCCAGGGCGACUUCAUGAUGGCCGUGAAAUACGUCACCAUCCUCACCAUCUUCCUCUUCUCCUUCUUCUGCCACUCCCUCUCCAUCCGCUUCGUCAACCAGGUCAACCUCCUCAUCAACACGCCUCAAAGUCAAGACCCCGCCGCCGGCGGCGGCCACGUCAUCGUCACCCCGGAGUACGUCGCCGACCUCCUCGAAAAAGGUUACGUCCUCAACACGGUGGGUAACCGCCUCUUCUACGCCGCGCUGCCGCUUCUUCUCUGGAUCUUCGGCCCGGUGCUGGUUUUCAUCUGCUCCGUCGCCAUGGUCCCCGUGCUCUACAACCUCGACUUCCUGUUCGGAGGGGGCAGUGACGGAGCUGGUGGGAAGAGGAAACCCGCCGCCGACCACCGUCGUCAGGGCUCGAGUUUGGUGUAGAAAGUAAUGUCGACCUUUUGUGGCGGUGGUGGCACGUAAUGGUGGAUCGGCGGUUUUUCAACUUUCAAAAUGUUGUUGAAUCAUAAAUAUUAUUAUUAUUAUUAUUAUUAUUAUUAUUAUUAUUAUUAUUAUUAUUAUUAUUAUUAUUAUUAUCCAUCGGUG